Molecule: messenger RNA, 1995 nt
Organism: Mucor mucedo
Lineage: Eukaryota; Fungi; Mucoromycota; Mucoromycetes; Mucorales; Mucoraceae
Exons: 3
Coding region: 1-1995 (664 amino acids)
Source: RefSeq, a predicted model, not a curated record
AUGAACGCGUUCGUUUUUUUUGAAAACUUAAUGGGUCAAUUAACACUUCUGGUGUUCUUUCUGUCCGCUUUUUCUCGGUUCUGGGGAAAAAUUGUUCUUUUUUUCCUUCGGGAAUGUAUGACUGCUCUCGUGUCUCCUGUUUGGCUCUUAGUCAAUGCUGGUCGGCCACGACACCGAAAUCCACCGGUGCCAAUUGGUGAGAUCUUUGUCCUUGGUGAGCAUGGCAUUCAGCCCAUCACCGCCAUCACCGAAGCAUCUGUUGUUUCUUUGUCCUCUCCUCCCCUUCCUGUUCGCCUGGCCCCUCCGGCUUCUUCGACUCCUGCCACCAUCAGUUGUUGCCCUUCUUUCUUGGCUUCUCCUCGCCCUCAAGUUACCCAGAAACCAAGACGUUGUUAUAGCUUGGAUUGUGCUUGUGUGGCAGGACUUCCUUGUCUGAGUGAUGGUUUGGUUCCGGAGCGAUGUCCUCUCCCACGCCAGAAUCCUUUUGCCCCUUCUUUGUCUUUGGUUUGUGCCGUGUGGCAAAAAGAAGUAGCUUUGGGACCUGCUCGUGGUUCUUCUGCUGUUGGUUUGGACCCUCGUUGUGAGGCCAUUACUCCUCUGUGCCGUCGUGAGGAUUCCGCGGCUUCUGUCUCUUCGUUGGUGUCCCCUCUCGGUGACUGCCCUUCCCUUGCGGUUUCUUUCCCUUCGGGGGAUAACGCAUUCCCAGCGGUUUCUUUCCCUUCGGGGGAUAACGCUGUGGUAGCGGUUUCUUCUCCUCCUGGAGAUAACGCUUCCUUCGCGGUUUCUUCCCCUUCGGGGGAUAACGCGUCCCCAGCGGUUUCUUUCCCUUCGGGGGAUAACGCUGUAGUAGCGGUUUCUUCUCCUACUGGAGAUAACGCUUCCUUCGCGGUUUCUUUCCCUUCGGGGGAUAACGUGAUCCCCUGCGAGCCUUCUUUGAUGGAGAGUAUUGCUUCCUUUUUGGUGACUUCUUCCCUGGAAGAUGACAUUGAUCCAGCGGUUUUUUCCCCCAUUGGGGAUAACGCUUCUCCUUCCGUCGUUGGUGGUCCGUCGGUCGGUUUCGGUUGUUUGGAAGUACCUCCUCCUUCUCCCUGUUUGGACGUGGGUCUGGAAUGGCCAGAUGUAGGUUCUCUCUCACCUUCUCUGGUGCAUCCUUUCUCUGCUCUUGCCUCUCCCGUUGUGGCACCUCCCUCCUUCUCUCCCGUCUCGGCUGAAGGAUUGGUAUUGGAGGAGUUGGAAUCACUCCAGCCUUCCUCGGUGAAUUUGGCAUCGCCCGCUUUUUUCCCUCGGCCUUCUCUCCGUCUCUCUUCUGCUGGUGCGCCUUCCGAGGAAUUGCGCUCUCCAUCGCUCUCUCCUCUCCUCAGAAAGGGUAAUCUCGCUUCGCCUGUUUUUCGCCCGCCUCCCACCUUCCGGGAAUUAGUGGAUGCUGCUACCUUGCCUGUAGGAAUGUCUUUACUUCCGAAGACUCCGGAUUGGUCACCUGUUGCCUCCUCGUCUGCUAUUGAGGAUACACAGGUAGGAGCAAAAAGAAGAUCUCGUUCUCCUUCUCCCCCUUUCUCACCUCGUCGACGGGUCGGCUCUCUUCCUGCUGAGGACACGUUUUCGCUGCCUCCUCCAGCUCUUUCUUCUUCUGUCUCUGCUGUUGUGGCUUCUUCGCCUUCUGCGGUGUCUUCGGCUUUUUCUGCUGCGUCUGUGGCCACAGUUGCUGCUACCCCUUCGUCUGUGUUUUCUGCUGCUGCGGUUGCCUCUGUAGCUAUCGCUUCUUCUUCCUCUUCGCCGGUGGUUUCUGAUGCUCCUGCUGCCUCUGCAGCCAGUGUUGCUUCCUCCCCUGUGCCAGUGCCUUUUUCUUCUUGCUUCCCUCUCGUUGAGCCUGUGUUCCCUUGGUGGAACUUAAGGUAUGAGAAAUUUAGGGACCCAUUGGGCAAAACAGCCUUUUCAGAGCCGAAAGAAAGAAGAAAAUCUUUCUUCACUCGUCCUCCUGGCCGUUCGAGAUUGUAA